Naegleria fowleri is the source of this 1158-nucleotide messenger RNA. RefSeq lists its product as uncharacterized. The transcript has a single exon. The coding region runs from base 1 to 1158 and encodes 385 amino acids. The record is from RefSeq and is a predicted model, not a curated record. Lineage: Eukaryota; Heterolobosea; Eutetramitea; Acrasida; Naegleriidae.
AUGAAUACUGCUACGAAUACGACUACUACCAAUACUGAUACUUGUACGAGCAAGAGAGAGGACAUCACAGACUCUUCUCACAACAACACAAAUCCCAACAACAACAACAACAACACAAAGGAUUCACCUCCACUCCUAUCCAACACUGAGUUCAAUCAACAAUUGAUUGAUUCCAUUGCACUCUCACCUCACAGACCCACCCGUCAUCGAAGAUCCAUCAGUAACAUUCAUCAUGCACAUUUACCAUCCUCACUACUCGAACAACAACAACAAUCAGUUGUUGCUACCUCCCAUCACUCAUCAGCAUGCUCGUCAUGCUCAUCCACACCAUCUUCCUCAUCAGCAUGCUCGACCACUACGAACUUUCAACAUGAUCCUCUUAAUACGUUAACGAGCAACACGACACCCAUUCAUAGCUCACCUCCAGCAGAUGACUUUGAUAUUGAAACCACUCUGAGAACGACCACAUACAAGACAGCCAAUAAUGUCAAUACUCCAACCUAUGAAACAGCUCAACAAAAAGAAGCCAAGAAUAUUGGAAGGCCUCGUUCCAAUUCACAAGACAAUUCGUCGGCAACCUCCUCAUUGGAUAUUGUGAGAGGAACGCUUACGGGUUCACAUUUAUUGUCGUCUUCGCCUUCUUCAAAUUCAUCAACCAGUCAAAGUCACGUAGGAGAUGACCACGAUGUCUGCUUAUUACAAGAUGCUUCUUCCAAUCAGAUUGUGGAUUGUCAAUCAUCGCCUUCAUCACUGAAAAACUCUUCUGAACGAAUUGUAUCCAUCGCAACUGAGAGCUCUGAAAAUUCAUUCACAAAUUCAUGUCAUGCUCAAUCACAACAGCAUGAACCACUCUCUCCUCUUCAAAAACACUCUUCUCUUUCAUCCAUUCCUUCGGGUAGUAAUCACCCUUCCACACAACAUGAAAAUUCUACAAAACUCAAAACAAAUCAGACAGAUAAGGACAGACCUCUGUCAAUGAAGGUCGGCAACAAUAAGAUAGUCACCAACCAAUCGAAUUGGAUUUCUGCAGAUAUUCUCUAUCAGAAAAUUCGAGAAAAUCUCAAAAAGACAUCAAACUUUUCCGAGUUGGGGAACUCAAGCAAGAAUGUAAAUAAGGAGCAAAUUGAUUAUCGACAAUUUCUGAAAAAGAAGCAUUAA